Messenger RNA from Ramularia collo-cygni, 1524 nucleotides. Its product is annotated as related to protein MCH2 (monocarboxylate permease homolog). Lineage: Eukaryota; Fungi; Ascomycota; Dothideomycetes; Mycosphaerellales; Mycosphaerellaceae. The coding region runs from base 1 to 1524 and encodes 507 amino acids. Gene Ontology annotation, biological process: transmembrane transport. Gene Ontology annotation, molecular function: transmembrane transporter activity. The record is from RefSeq and is a predicted model, not a curated record. The transcript has 7 exons.
AUGCACUCCCAAGAUAUCGACCAAGAUAAUGACAAGGACCAUGAAGCCGGACUCGUCACUCCAGAGGAAGCAAUCUCACACGACCCCAACAAUCCGUCGGAAAGACCGCAAGAAGAAAACCAAGAAGCACUCACCCAUCGGAAUGAACAAAUCGCACCGCCUCCGCCAGAUGGAGGUUACGGCUGGGUCUGCACGAUUUGUUGUGCCACGAUCAACGCUCAUACAUGGGGAAUGAAUUCCGCCUACGGCGUCUUCCUCGCCUACUACCUGCAAAACAAUCUCUUCCCCGGCGCAACAUCCCUUGAAUACGCCCUGAUCGGCUCCCUCAGCAUCUCCAUGGCAAUGUUGAUUUCCCCCAUCGCGACCUUGACAACGCGAUACUAUGGAACGAAAACCACCCUCUUCAUUGGAAUUUUCCUCCAAACAACCUCCUUCCAAACCGCCUCCCUAGCAACCCAAAUCUGGCACCUCUUCCUCUCCCAAGGCCUCUGUUUCGGUUUCGGCAUGGGUUUCCUCUUCGUAGGCUCCGUAGGAAUUCCCGCGCAAUGGUUCACCAAACGUCGUUCGCUCGCCAACGGUAUCGCGGCCAGUGGAUCCGGUUUCGGCGGGUUGAUAUAUUCGUUGGCGGCGGGCGCUAUGUUGCAAUCUGUGGGUUUGGCCUGGACGUUUCGGGUUUUGGGAAUUGUGGCUUGUGUGGUGAAUGGGGUUUGUGCGAUUUUGGUUAGGGAUCGGAAUUUCGAGGUGGGGAGUCGGCAGAAUGCAUUCGAUUACAGACUCUUCCAACGCGCCGAAUACCUCCUCCUCUGCGCCUACGCCUGGUUCUCCAUCCUCGCCUACGUCGUCCUCAUCUUCUCCCUGGCCAACUAUGCCAAUUCCAUCGGUCUCGAUGCUUCGCAUGCGGCCAUUGUAUCCGCCUUGUUGAAUCUCGGACAGGCGUUGGGGAGGCCGCCUGUGGGGUAUUUUUCGGAUGGGAUUGGGAGGUUGAAUAUGGCUGCUUUGAUGACUGCAGCAGCAGGCCUCUUCACUUUCGCAAUCUGGAUUCCCGCUCAAUCAUUCAGUAUUCUAGUUUUCUUCGCUUUGAUCGGAGGAGCAGUAGCAGGAACAUUCUGGGCCACCAUCUCGCCCCUCGCAGCCGAAAUCGGAGGACUUCCCAAUCUCGCUUCGGCAUUAAAUCUCAUCUGGCUCGUUAUUGUUUUACCUUGUACUUUUAGCGAACCGAUUGCGUUGGAAAUUGUUAGGGAUAUGGGGGKAGAGUAUUUUGGGACGCAGAUUUUCGUGGGGGUUAUGUAUUUCGCAGCGGCAAUUUGUUUGAUGUUGUUAAGGGGAUGGAAAAUUGGGGAGGUGGAUGAGUUGAAGAGGAUUCGUGAGCUACGACGAAAUUCUUCUCUUGGCCCUAAUAACGACGAUGAUGAUGAUAAUGAUGAUAAUGAGGAGGAGGAGGAUAAGGAGAAGACGGCUCAAAUCGCACGAAAACAAGGACGAAGGAGAAUCUUGAUGGAUUUUGCAAAGUGGCGGAAAGUAUAA